Molecule: messenger RNA, 3387 nt
Organism: Gadus morhua (Atlantic cod)
Lineage: Eukaryota; Metazoa; Chordata; Actinopteri; Gadiformes; Gadidae
Product: inter-alpha-trypsin inhibitor heavy chain H3
Exons: 24
Coding region: 61-2985 (974 amino acids)
Biological process (GO): hyaluronan metabolic process
Molecular function (GO): serine-type endopeptidase inhibitor activity
Source: RefSeq, a predicted model, not a curated record
CUACUAGGCAGGGUCCUGUCUACACAUUGGACUGAGUCAGUGUUAGGAGGACAUUCAGUCAUGUCUGAGGUGCGGGGUGGUGUUCUGCUGCUGCUGUUGGGCCUUCUGUACCUCGGGACACUUUGGCCGGUCCAGGGAGCCCUGCUGGUCUCUCGCUACGAUGCUACGACGAAGGAGACAGAAGGUGCCAUCAGGUCCAUUCAGAAAAGAAGUGUAGACGAUGCAAAGAUGGUGGAGGUGCUCAGUGUCACAGUACACUGUACGGUGGCUUCUCGGUUCACUCACACAGUCAUGACCUCCACUGCUUUGAACAAAGCCAACUCCUCCCAGGAAAUAUUCUUCGAGGUGGACCUGCCCAAGACGGCAUUCAUCACCAACUUCAGCAUGGAGAUUGAGGGUCAGAUCUAUGUUGGGGUUGUGAAUGAAAAGGAGCAAGCCAAGAAACAGUAUGAGAAGGCUGUUUCAAGUGGACGGACAGCUGGACUGGUCAAAGCUUCUGGAAGGAAAAUGGAGAAGUUCUCUGUGUCUGUCAACAUUGCAGCCGAGAGCAAUGUGACCUUCAUCCUGACCUAUGAGGAGCUUCUUCAAAGGAAAUUUGGCAAGUAUGAGAUCCUGACCCGAAUAAACCCUAAACAGCUGGUCGAGAACUUUCAGAUUGUGGCUGAUAUCUAUGAGCCCCAGGGCAUUGCCUUUGUGGAUGCCCAUGCAACCUUCCUUUCCAAUGAACUUCUCCCCCUGGUGGAGAAAACGGUCACAGACAACAAGGCACACAUCUCCUUCUCGCCCACGCUGGAUCAGCAGAGGAAGUGUCCAGAGUGUGAUGGGUCUCUGAUCAAUGGGGAUUUCAUCAUCAAGUAUGACGUGAAACGAGCGUCAAGCCUAGGAGACAUUCAGAUCGUGAACGGAUACUUUGUGCAUUUCUUUGCUCCUCCGGAUCUUCCCCGUAUCCGAAAAAAUGUGGUGUUUGUCAUUGACAGGAGUGGGUCAAUGGCAGGCCCUAAGAUGAUCCAGACCCGCGUGGCAAUGGAAUCAAUUCUCUCAGACGUCCAUCCAGACGACUACUUUGGUAUCAUCUUAUUUGAUAGUUCAAUUGAGCCCUGGAAACAAUCCCUUACCAAAGCAACAGAGGAAAACGUGGAUGAAGCCAUUAAAUUUGUCCGGCAAAUAUAUCCUAGGGGAACCACUAACAUCAAUGAUUCCGUAAUGAAGGCCAUCCACAUGCUGCAAGAUGACAGAAGGAACAAGAAGCUCCCAGAGAGAAGUGUGGACAUGAUCAUUUUACUAACCGAUGGAAUGCCAAAUGAGGGUGAAAGCAACCUUCAAAGGAUCCAGCAGAACGUGUGCGAAGCCAUCGGUGGUAAUAUGACUCUGUUCUGCCUGGGCUUUGGGGAUGAUGUGGAUUACUCCUUCCUGGACGUGAUGGCCAAACAGAACAAUGGCGUGGCCCGAAGGAUCUACGAAGCCUCCGACGCUACCCUUCAGCUGCAGGGUUUCUACGAUGAGGUGGCUAGCCCGCUGUUGUCAGCAGUGGACCUGCGUUACCCUGACAACGCGGUGGAUUCCUUAACCCCUCAUCACUUCAGUCAGUUGUUCAAUGGCUCAGAGAUCGUGGUGGCCGGGCGGCUGUCUGAAAACGACAUGGACAACUUCCUGGUGGAAGUGUUUGCCAAUGGGUUCGAGCAGGACUUCCAGGUGCAGGGCGAGGCUAGUGUCACCGACUGGGACGUGAUCUACCCAGAGAAGGAUUACAUCUUUGGGGACUUCACUGAGCGCCUGUGGGCCUACCUCACCAUCCAACAACUACUGGAGACCAGUAAGAGUGGGCCAGCAGAGAAGAAGAGCAACGCCACGGCCAAAGCCCUGGAGAUGUCCCUGAAGUACAGCUUUGUCACGCCCCUCACCUCCAUGGUGGUCACCAAGCCUGAGACCGAGGAUGGUCCCAGCGGGCCCCUCAUAGCAGACAAGCUGACUGAGGAACAACGGCAGCAGGCUGACAAACAGGGUGUAAGUUAUCUGCACUCAGCCCCUCAAACAGGCUACAUGACAGCUGCUGUUGCUCCUCAUCCUACAUACUUUGGCGGUAUAGGUGCAACAUAUCUGCACUCAGCCCCUCAAACAGGCUACAUGACAGCUGCUGUUGCUCCUCAUCCUACAUACUUUGGCGGUAUAAGUGCAACAUAUCUGCACUCAACCCCUCAAACAGGCUACAUGACAGCUGCUGUUGCUCCUCAUCCUACAUACUUUGUGGAUGGAGAUCCUCAUUUCAUGAUCGAACUGCCAGAGAGAGAGGACGCUCUGUGCUUCAACAUCAAUGACUCACCUGGAACCAUCUUUAACCUGGUCAAAGACCCCUCCAUAGGACUUUUGGUCAAUGGUCAGACCAUUGGAGAUAAGAUGGUUGCCCCUGAUGGUAAAGUCAACACCUACUUUGGCCGCCUUGGUGUUGUCCAUCACUCCCUGGGGGUGAGGCUGGAGGUGACCACUGAGUACAUCACUCUGUCCCAGGAUGGACAAAAGGUCAAGCUGCUGUGGUCAGAUCCAGCUUCCCUAAAAGGACCCAGUGUGGAUCUGCUUUUGACCAAGGACCGGAGCGUCAAGGUGACUUUAAGAGAUUCUGUAAAGUUUGUGAUCCUGCUCCACAAAGUGUGGAAGAUGCACCCCUACCACCAGGACUACCUGGGAUUCUACACUCUGGACAGCCACCUUCUCUCUCCAUCCGUCCAUGGUCUGCUAGGUCAGUUCUACCAUGGGAUUGAGUUUGAAGUUGGAGAUCAACGUCCAGGAGAGGUUCCUGAGAAACCAGACGCCACCAUGUAUGUCAAAGGACAUCAGCUCAAUGUGACCAGAGGUUGGCAACGGGACUUCAGGAAGGAUUUGAAGAGAGGAAAAAAUGUCCCAUGCUGGUUCAUCCACAGCAAUGGGACAGGGCUCAUUGAUGGCAGUGCUGAAGAUUACAUCGUGUCAGGCCUCUUUAAGACAGUUUGACAAGUAGCAGACAAGCUCAUCAAUACUGCGGCACAGUGUAGCUCUUUCACCACACCUUUUCAGUGUUGUAUUAAUAAUAUGCAAGUGUAAUAAGCAUGAGACUCUUAAUGAAGUUCCAAUGCUAUCAAAUUAAUAAAGAAACCCUUGAUUGACCACAGUGCUACAAUAGAGCACCGUAGAGAUCUUUGGAGUUUUGUGAAUGACCAGACAGACACCUGUCAGUUUUUAUUUUCAAGCUCUACAUAGAGUAGUUAAGGAAUCGAUUGGCCGACUGACACAUUUUUAUCAUAAAUAAAUCAUUUAGGUAGUUUAUCGAAUAUUUGUUUUACAAAUGUGCUUUUUAAUUUGCAUUUCAAUUCAAAUAUGAAUGGAUCAUUAUAAAAGGAAUCAUUUCUUGCUCGA